AUGGUGGCGCUGACUCUGCCUCGGGAACGUUGCGCUGGUGGUGAUGUUGGUCUUCAAUUCCAUUCGGAUCUCUUGUGUUCCUCUAUUGAUGUUUAUGAGGAGCUUAGCAAACGGACCUCGGCCGCCAUAGCUGUCCUAGGUGAUACUCCGUACAGCAGUUGCUGCGUGGACGAGCUGGCUGGCAAACGAUGGGGUGUGGAUGCCGUCAUCCACUUUGGGAACGCCUGUUUAACUGAAUCGACUGGGGAGAUCAGUGUGUUUUACGUCUUUGGUGACAUUCCUUGUCCGUCUAUCAAUGACAAUUUGGCCAAGAUAGGCGAUCAAAUUACGCAGUACCUUUCAUGUCAUGACGGUCCGACACUGUUUUUCUACGAUUUUCGCUACAGCAACACAGCGAAAAAAUUGGCUGACCAUCUUGCGUCAGGGAGUAUUAACCUUGUUUUCUCUGAACCCGCUCUACCGGGCCUUGAUAUCACAACAGAUGCCUCGUUCGUUAAACAUGCAGGGAGAGUUUUCCGCUGCAGUGAUAAAUUGAAGUCUCCCCGAUGUCUUCUUUAUCUCGGCGAAUGCGACUCAGCCUUCUAUAGUACUUUGGUCAGUUUAAAGGAGGCCUAUACAAUCAAGGCCUUCACAAUUGAUCCUACAUCCGGACAAGUUGCUCCCGCCCCAAAGUCCGCCUUGGCAUUCCUCCGCAGACGAUACUUCCUCAUGGAAAAGAUUAAGUCAGCCAAACGGAUAGGAAUUCUGAUGGGUACCCUUUCGGUGUCACGGUAUCGCGACAUCGUGGCAAGAUUAAAACGCCUCCUUCGACGUGCAAAGAAGCCCUACACAACGUUGGUUGUAGGGCGAAUAAACGAAGCGAAGUUAAUGAAUCUCCCAGAUCUGGACGGUUUUGUUUUGGUCGCCUGUCCACAGACCAGCAUUUUUAAUGAUCCGAACCUUCUCAUUCCUGUGGUCACACCCUUUGAGCUCGAAUGUGUCCUCUAUGACCUCUCUACAGAGGGUGGGGCUUCAAUUGAGCAUCCUAGACGUUGGAAUGGUCUCUGGAUGCCUCUGGAUUUUGCUGCGGAUAUACUUGAUUCAGAAUCAGCAAUCUUCGCACCGGAAGAGAGUGUCGUUCCUGCGAGAGACUCGGAGGAAACCGUCGGAAAGGAGGAGCCAAAGGAAGGCGCCUUGGUGUCUCGUGACAGCGCGAACUGGAGUCUCGCUCUGGCCUGCGAAGAUCUCCUUUCGGGUACUCGCGACUCCUGGCGUGGACUUGACCCCGCGCUGGGUCAGACGCCACCUCUCAUCACUAUCAAGCGCGGUCGUACUGGCCUUCCUACCAAAUACUCUACCCUUUGUGAAUGA
Echinococcus granulosus is the source of this 1350-nucleotide messenger RNA. RefSeq names its product Diphthamide biosynthesis protein 2. Gene Ontology annotation, biological process: protein histidyl modification to diphthamide. The record is from RefSeq and is a predicted model, not a curated record. Gene Ontology annotation, molecular function: 2-(3-amino-3-carboxypropyl)histidine synthase activity. NCBI's taxonomy places the organism in Eukaryota, Metazoa, Platyhelminthes, Cestoda, Cyclophyllidea, Taeniidae. The coding region runs from base 1 to 1350 and encodes 449 amino acids. The transcript is spliced from 4 exons.